Botrytis byssoidea is the source of this 1572-nucleotide messenger RNA. RefSeq lists its product as uncharacterized. NCBI's taxonomy places the organism in Eukaryota, Fungi, Ascomycota, Leotiomycetes, Helotiales, Sclerotiniaceae. The coding region runs from base 1 to 1572 and encodes 523 amino acids. The record is from RefSeq and is a predicted model, not a curated record. The transcript has a single exon.
AUGGAUUAUCCCUUUUCUUUGCCAAGCAAAAGCAAGCCUUACCACAUUAAUGGCACAUUCGAUUUUGAAGACCCCCUCAUUUCGGACGAAGACCUUCAAUUGUGGGGAGAUUUGGGUUGUUCAGAAUUAGCGAAUUCCUCAAACUCAUUUGCAGGCUCUUCGUCGCCUACUUGGGCACCGCAGUGGAUGGCUGGGAGUGAACAAUAUCAGGAGCUCUCUGCCCCAUCGUCUUUCAAUCCCCAUCCAUCAUUUUCGAGGGAUUUUAAUCCAGACAUGGGACUUCCAAGUCUCUUGACAUCGUUCCCACCGCCGCCUACCUCAACACCAGUCGCUAAGGAAAAAAAUUAUGGCUCUUUAGCGCGGAUAAAUACAGUACAGAACAACGGAAACCAAAUAUUCACUGCGAAUAAUUUGAGCGCGAUGUAUCCGAUUUCGACGUCAAGAGAGUGGGAUAAUCGCUACAAUACAUCAGAUUAUCAAAGGACUGCGGAAAAUGCGACACAAGAUAACAACACAACAUCUUGGCAAUCUCAAAUACUCAACAGCACAAAUUCUUCGCCAUAUCAAAGUGGAGCUACAAAUGGAGCAUCACGAAGCGAUACUGUCAGCACGCAAUGGCAACCUCAAAGUUACAAUUACGAAGCUCCCUCGUUUAUAACAUACAAGCCCAAACUCCCUUCACAUCCAAGCUCACAUACCCCUUCGCAAAAGCCCACGACGACAGAAUACCCACCUCAAUCUCAAAAUUCCAGUGUCUCAGACUCAACAUCCCAAGCUGAAUCACACUGGAAACCCCCAAACCAUCCUCUCGAAACCAUCACUCCGUUCAUAAACUCCACCCCCUUUGCCUCCACCCUAACAAACACCUUUCACUUUUUCCACUCUCACUCUCUCCUAUACAAAUCGGGCGUUACGCCUCAUGAACUACAAAUGCAUCUUGCCGCUGGCUCCUGCGGCGUUACUAUCCACGGCACUGUUUCCAUUCCCGAAAACACCAACUGUUACCAAAAUGGUACACUCGGCCUCAUUAUUUCUCAAGAAAUGCCUCUUACUCCCCGUUUGUAUUUGCCCACCCAGAGGAAGAAGAUUUCCGAAUCAAUGCGUCAGGUUGUGUCGGAGUUGCAUGAAAAGGGCAUUGUCCAUGGUGAUAUUUAUUUUUCGAAUUUUCUGCUCUGUGCUUCUGGAAAUUCGACCGAUCAGGUCAGUGUUAAAUUGAGUAAUUUUCACGAUUCCCUCUUUAUUUUGAGUUCCUCUUCUCAAGCUUCAAUCGAUCAUGAAAAAGAAGAACAAUGGACACCAAUUCUCAACGGCAAGAUAGUCUCUCCAAAUCGAGCAAAUGAGUGGAUGAAAGGAAGAGAUAGGAAAGCGACCAAAGAAGAUGAUCUGUACGCGUUGGGGAUAUGUAUGUGGGAACUUUGGAGUGGGAAGAGGUACGAUGAAACAUGUGGGAUUUGGGGAGAUGUGAGGAGGGGUGACCUAAAAGGAAGAGGGGUAGAUAUGAAGGGGAUUGGGGAUAAGGGGGUUAGAGCAUGGGUUAGGGCGUGGUUGAGAGGCGGGGGAGCAAUUGUUUGA